Molecule: messenger RNA, 3980 nt
Organism: Xyrauchen texanus (razorback sucker)
Lineage: Eukaryota; Metazoa; Chordata; Actinopteri; Cypriniformes; Catostomidae
Product: tumor necrosis factor ligand superfamily member 6-like
Exons: 4
Coding region: 1046-1756 (236 amino acids)
Biological process (GO): immune response
Cellular component (GO): membrane
Molecular function (GO): tumor necrosis factor receptor binding
Source: RefSeq, a predicted model, not a curated record
CUUCUGUUAAAACAUGUGACUGAUUUGAGCUGUAAAAUUGUUUAAAUUGUCAUUUUUACAGUCGUUUUAGGGUUUAUGGUGUUAUGUACAUCCUUAUGGCAACUAAGUUGUCGCCACAGAAAGAUUUUUAUCAUUCCAAAAUCAUGUUGACGUAUAUUAUUAUAUAUUUUCAGGAAUGAAUGACUUAAACUUUGGUCUAACAAAGCUAUUGUAUGGCUUUGGAAGACUUGGAAUGUUUGUCAGUAGUGUCACUACAAAUAGCAAAACUAUUUGUUUGCUAACGUGUAGUGUUGCUAUCUACUUUCUCUAAAUUAUAGCUUUUAGCUUAGCUUAGCACAUUUUUCUGUCGAGUAGUUUGUAACUUAGCUAGCUAAAUUGCUGUUUUAAAGAAAAAAGCUGCUCAAAUUCUCCUUUUGUGUUCCACAGAAAAAGUAUACUGGGGUGGAAUCAUGAGAGGAUGAAUAAAUGGAGAUUUGGGUGAAAUAUUCCUUAACAUGGUAACAUAGAGUGUGUGUAUGCAUGGGAGGGGAAGUGGUGGCUGAGAGUUGAUACACAGCAGAGAGGAAGGUGUGAAUUGGUGAGCUCAUUGAAUGGCUAUAAGCAUGUGUCUGUCCUUGUGUGGGCAUUUGUGCAUCCUAAAUAUUUUUUUUGUGACAUCAUAUUCGCUCAUUACCAUUUAAAUAGAUUCCACUUAACCUACCCAGACCGGAACUGACUACCUUCCAUGUCCAAAAUGCGGAAGAUCAGAAGAUCUUUCCUUUUCGUCAGUAAAGACAUUUUCAUCUUUUGGAAAAUGGUUGGACUAUUUAAAUUGAUUUGUUUUGUUAUGGCAGAUUAUGUGUGAGACUUGUCUGAGAGGUUUUUUUUACUCCGUGGAGAACCGUCCGCCCACCUGAGGUCUUUAUGAUUGAUGGUUAUCUCUCACGCUUAGGGUGGGUCUCAUGCGCUCUGUGUGCAGUUGGUCUUUUCUUUCACUGUAGAACUGCAUCCCCUCUUCUGGAUGUUGAAUUGUCAUCUUUGAAGUGGCCAGAGAGAAGCUGUGGACAUGGCUCCAGUUAGUAUUAAGUAUCCCUCAGUAUUCGUGGUGGACAGCAAUGCCAGAGCACCUCCGCUGCCCCCCAAACCGGGACGGAGGAAGUGGCACAGGGCGACCCAGACACUGCUGUUGGUCCUGGUCAUUGUGGCUCUGUGUGGCAUGGCCGUGGAGGCCUGUUUCAUCUAUCAUCUUUACUCAUCCAAAGACAAGCCUACCUCCGCAAAUGAUCCACAGACUGCCAUGAGAAAACAAGAGAAAGAAGAUACUGUGCCCCCCAAGCAAAAACCAGUUGGAGUUGUGAAGCCAUCAAAACCAGUGGCACAUAUAACAACUGGUCAGCAUCUUGCUAAUGGAGUCCUGCUGUGGACGGAGAAUCAGGAAUCCAUCCUUCACCAUGUAAAACACAAGGUCAAUGAGGGCAAGCUCAUCAUAGAGAGGGAAGGCUUCUAUUCAGUCUACUCUAAGAUCAGCUUAAAGGUGGACAGCUUCAUAUUCUAUCACUCUGUACUAAAGAUCACACCUCGAUACACAGGGGGAGAGAUUUUGCUUCUCCAGUCCACUAGGUCCAUUCCGAAACAGAGGCCAGGAACCAUUGACAACAGUUAUCUCAGCGGGGUGUUCCACCUGUUCAAAGGUGAUUCUGUUUUUGUCAGGAUUAAAAAUUGCACACUGGUGUUGUCAAAUUCUGCUAUGAACUACUUUGGUCUGUUCAUGGUUUAGAAUGUUACCAAAUGGUAAAAGUGUUGGUAAAAUUUUUGUAAAUCCACAGUUGGAUUCAAUGAAAAGUUACACUAACUUAAAAAAAAGUUUGACACCCAAAAUUUUUAAAACAAUGUACACUCACAUGAGUUGUCCUAAUUAGUUGCUAAGAACAACUUUUAAUUCUACAUUAGAGUCUCUGAUUUUGGCCAGCAUCACGUGACCAGCCAAUCUUGAAAUUCCACCGAGAUAAUCAACAAAAACUUCAUGCAUCCAAACUGAGAGGUAUGAGAAUAAGACUAGCUAAACCAAGCAGUCAAUAGGUUAGCAUGGUAAAUUUAGCCCCUGUUGGUACAGUAGGUGCCAUAACUACACCAUCUGAAAGCAAAAACUAUCUUUCACCAAUUGUCUUUCAAAAGUUGCCAUGUAUUCAGAUAGAAUGCAUUUUUUGAAUCAACAUAUCAAUGUAAAUCACAAGUAUUUAAUUAUAUUAGAUAUCUUAAUAUAUUAGUUAUAUGAGUGCUGAUUUUUGGAGCAUGAAAUGGACUUUGACAUCACAGCUCUGCUAAAUGGUUUGGGACUGUGUAUGCAUUGUCACGAUGGCAUUUUCCUGCAGCUUCAGAGUGAUUAUUAUGAUCAUCUUGACAUUUACAGUAAUUUAAUAAAAAAUGUCCCUGACCAGAACUGAGAACAAAGAUGGCAGAUUUCAAAUGAUUAGAUGAAUGGAAAAAUUAUUGGUAGAUCUCUUUAAGUAUUAUAGAACUAUAGACCAAAAUUAGCUGACUAUUAGAACUGAAACCAUUACUUAGAGCGUGUCUAACAAUAACCAUUUCUCACUUUCACAUAGUUUGUGCAGUGACCAUUCAACCCAUUACAUUCAGAAGGUUUAAGGUUAAUUGUUAUGGGGUCAAAGAUCAGGGCUAAUUAUGGCCUUAAAGGACUAGUUCACCCAAAAAAAUUAAAAGGUAACACUUUACAAGGUUCCAUUUGAUAUCAUUGUUAACAAUGAUAUUUAAAUACGUUAUUAAAAUCAAAAGUUGUAUUAGUUAACUUUAGUUAAUGCACCAUGAACUAACAUGAACUUACAAUGAACAAUUUCAUAUACCAACUGUAAAGCAGUUCAAUGGAAAGGAGGCGAGAACUGGCUUGACAAUAUAACUAAUAUUCCGCAGUCUGCCUUUAUCCCUCUCGGAGGAUUGAUUAGACUGAUAAGGGGCCGAGUAUCUAAAAUCAUGACCCGGCCCCACCCUCCGCCCUGCCACACUAGCAAACAUGAACAAAGAUUAACAAAUGCAGUAAAAAAUUAUAUUGUUAAUUUUUAGUUCAUUAUAUCUAAAGCAUUAACUAAUGUUAACGAAGGGAACCUCUUGGGAAUUCUGUCAUACUAUACUCACCCUCAUGUCAUUUCAAAUCCGUCUGACUUUCUUCCUAUGCAGCACACAAAAAAAGUUUUGAUGAUCUUCUCAAUACAAUGACAGUUGAUAGUUCCUCACUAUAAAGUAUUGUCAAAUUAGUCCAUGCGGCUUGUGCGUCUUACACUCAAAUUAAUUUUUUUUUAAAGAUUUACACAUUUCAUAAUUUCAUAACAAAAGCCCAUCAAAUGUAAUUGAGUAAUCUUUAACAAAAUGAAAUAAAAAACGAAAUAGUUUAAGUUUUAUUAAAAAUUACACAAUUUAAUUUCAUGCAAUUUUGUUAUGAAAUGAAAAUGUAUAUUUAUAUAUAUAUGUGUUGAUUUUUUGUUUGUUGCAAUGUAUCAUGUACUCUACCAUAAUUUAAUCAUGAUAAUUACUGAAAAUGUAUUGUUUAAUUAAUAAAUGUCAUAAAUUUCCAGUAAUAAAUAUAUGUAGUCUAUUCCAAGUUUUCUGAAGGCAACGAUAGGUUUUGGUAAAAAAAAUAUAUAUAUAUAUUUUUUAUAUGGGUGAAUUAUUCUUUAAACUAAGAAUUAUCAUUGCCUCAGUCCUGGUGACAGUUGUCAGAAUAAAGACAACUGGAUCGCAACAUAAAAAUAAAGUUUCCUGCUCCUUUGUACCUUGAUUUGCACGUGUCUUUAAUGUUACUAUUUUUAACUAUUUCAAAUUUGCAUUCAUUUUUUCAGAUAAACAUUUAAACUAUAAUUUAAUUCUCUGAAGAUAUUUCUCUCAUACAGUAUACAUGUACUGUAUAUCUCACAUUAGGUGUGAGAGUCUUGUGUUUAUGUACAGUAUUUUGGCCCCAAGCACUGCACAGGGCCCAUUGUCUAUGUCAA